CUCGCGACAGUCAACAGAGCGCAGCCGCAAACAACAACAGCAACAAACCACAAAGAAAGUGCGCCAAGCUCGACGCCCUGAGGUUUGUCUCCUGUUUUUAAGCCGCAGUUUAAAGCCGAGCCACGACGUCCUCUGAAUGUGUUCCUGAUGUGCGGUCGGUGAGACGACGGCAUCAUGUCGGUGCCUCCGGAGCCGAGCCGGGGGAUGGCGGAGUGGCUGUCCACCCUCCGCCUGUCCCAGUACGCCCCGUACUUCCAGAGCGGAGGCUAUCGAGCUCUGGGAGACUGCAAGGAGCUCACCGACGACCGGCUCCUGGGGCUCAACGUGUUUCCGACGGGCCACCGUCGGCGCAUCCUGCGAAGCUUGGAAGCGCUGGGGGUGAAGCAGACGAGCGGCGGAGAGGAAGACGACGACGACGAAGAUGAAGAGGAGGGAGAGGUAACGAACGGGGUGCGCCGGAGGAGGCCCGUGCCGCACCCGAGACACGUCUUCCUGAAGGAUAAGAAGAGGGGCGCGUCAUGCCGGCCUCAGCCGGAGGAGAGGGGGGGCCGUCAGUCGGAGGGCAGUCGGACUCUGCCCCCGGGGGCCGGACUGGGAGCAGAACUCGAGGGCGGUCUCACGCCUCAACCGGCCCCGCGCGACCCCCAGAACAUCCAAAGGGCCCUCCCAGAACACACCAGCGUCUCCGGCUCCUCCUCCAGCAGCAGCGACUCCCCCUCCAUAUUUGAGAUUCCCUCGGAUGGGGAGAUCUCCUCAGAAGAUCCCUCGCUCACUGGCGGCAAAUGCGGUUUCCAAGGAGACAUGGUGGACAACUCCAUCUAUGAGGCGCAGCCCCACUUCAAGGUGGCCCUCGGCCCACGGGUCACCCGCUCCUACCGACUGAGGCACCGGCCCGUGCCCAAUAUCCCCGAUCUGACCGCGCCGCCGCUUCAGGACAGGAGCGCCGCGUCAGCGCAAACAACCGGCCCCGAACACCCAACCGGCUCCCAGGGUCCCACCGGUGCAAGCGGCAAACAGAAAGCUCCACUUCAAAGAACCGUGACGCCUAUCGCUCCCUACGGAGAGCUGUUCCUGUACAACAACCCCGAACGCACUCCGGACCACGGCGCUAAAGACGGGCGACCGAGGGGCUUUAAGGACCAGAUGAAACCGAAGAAACAGAGAAAGAAGAUACUGAAACGGAAGAAAUCCAAGGAACACGUUCCCCCCCCCGCUGCAACGCUCCCCGACCCCCACCAAGACGACUACUCAACGGUGGACGAGUGCGCCGGCGUUUUGCCGCGAGCCGGCUUGAACCCAAGUUUCCCGGCGAACCCCGAGGGUCUCGCCGUGGGCCCGGCGGCCUCUGGCCCCGAGGACGGAUCUCUGACGAUGGUGGAGUGUGACCUCUACUCGGAUCCCGCCGGCGCUCUGGGGGUCGCGGCACGGCCGGACAUCUCUCCGUACGCCUGCUUCUACGGAGCCCCCAAGCACCAGGUGCUCAAAGUGGGUUGGCUGGACAAGCUGUCGCCUCAAGGGAACUGCGUUUUUCAAAGGAGGUGGGUGAGAUUUGACGGAGAGAGUCUGGCCUACUACAACAAUGACAAGGAGAUGUACUCCAAAGGUAUGAUCCUGGCCAGUGCUGUCAGAAAGGUGCGGGGUCUCGGCGACAACAAGUUCGAGGUGGUCACCGCCCUCCGGACCUUCACAUUCAGAGCUGACAGAGAAGGGGAGCGCCAGGAGUGGAUGGAAACUCUUCAGACGGCCACGCGCCCCCCCGCCCGCGGCUCCCAGGAGCGCGCCGACAGCCUCUCCCGCCCCUCCUCCACAAACAAGCGGGGCUUGCUGGAGCUCCGCGGCUACAAAGGCAGAGUGCUGGUGUCCCUGGCGGGGAGUAAAGUCAGGCUCUGCAAAACAGAACAGGACUAUAAUGCGGGCCUGGCGAUUGUCGAAGUAGAACUGACGGCCGCCAACAUUAGAGACGGGGACCGCCGGGGCUUUGAAAUCAACACGCCCUUCAAGAACUUCUGCUUCACGGCCGAGUCGGAGCGGGAGAAGGAGGAGUGGAUUGAAGCGGUCCAGGAAUCGAUCGUGGAGACGCUCUGCGACUACGAAGUGGCAGAGAAGAUCUGGUUCAACGAGGCCAACAGGAGCUGCGCCGACUGCCGCGCCCCGCAGGCGGAGUGGGCCUCCGUCAAUCUGGGCGUGGUCGUCUGUAAGAAGUGUGCAGGGCAACAUCGCUCCCUCGGCCUGAGUAUUUCAAAAGUGCGGAGCCUGAAGUUGGACAGCAGCAUCUGGAGCAACGAGCUGGUGGAGCUCUUCCUGGAGGUGGGGAACAAGAAUGCAAACAGCUUCUGGGCUGCCAAUCUUCCCUUGGAGGAGGAAGUCCACAGCGGGGCUUCGGUGGAGCAGCGCGCCACGUUCAUCCGCAGGAAGUACAGGGAGAGGAAGUACCGGAGGGCGCUGGAGGGCUUCCAUGACCUGGAGGAGCUCAACCAGGCCCUGUGUGCAGCUGUGGUGCUGCCUGACGUGCUGCAGACCAUGCAGCUGGUGUUCAGCGGGGCAGAUGUGAUGUGCGCCACUGGGGAUCCGGCCUCCUCCACCCCGUACCUCCUGGCCCAACGCGCCGGACAGAAGCUACAGAUGGAGUUCCUGCACCAGAACAAACUCUCCGAUUUCCCCAGACUGGAGCAGUGGUCGGAGAGCCCCUCCCUGUCUGCCGUCUCCAUCUUCAUGGAUGGCUUCCUCUACAUCUCCACUGGACUGGACCGCCGCGGCAGAGACGACAUGGCCCAUCGCUGGUGUACAUUAGAGGGCGGCUUCCUGACGUACUAUGAGAGCGAGCGCAGCCCGUCGGCCAUCGGCAGGGUGGACGUGUCCGAGGUGGUCAGCCUGGCCGUCAGCAACACGGAGACCAUGACUGGAGCCGGGGCCGUGUUUACCGUCGAGUUGUACCUGCACACGGAGCGAGUGCUGAUCGUCGGGGCUGAAACACAGGAAACGCAGCACGACUGGAUCCAGGCGCUAACAAAGGGCUUCGUCCCGUCCAAAGUCGAGGGGCUGGUGCAGAGAGACGUGGAGCUGAUUGGCAGACUGCACUACAAAGAAGGCCACGACCUGUACCACUGGAGGGUGGGCUGGUUCAUGCUGGAAUGCUCCGCCCUGCACUUCAGCUCCGGGGAAGAGGAGGGGGACGAGGAGGUCCUUCACCUCAAACAGCUGCAGGAGCUCACUGUCUCCGUGCACACAGAGGGUGAGGACAAGAUCCAAGUCCUGCUGAUGGUGGAGGGAGGAAGAACGGUUUACAUCCACGGCUUCACCAAGAUGGACUUUGCACUGUGGCUCUCGGCCAUCACGCUGGCCGCCGGCACGGACGGCAACGCCCUCGGCGACCAACAGCUCACGAAAAACGGCGCCCCGAUCAUCGUCGACAGCUGCAUUGCUUUCGUCACCCAGUACGGUUUGUGCCAGGAGGGGGUCUACCAGAGGCCGGGGGACCCUGGUCGGGUGGCCCUGCUCCUGGAGGAGUUCACGCGGGACGCCCGUAACGUAAAGCUGAGGGAGAAGGAGCACCAGCUGGAGGAUGUGACCGACACCCUGAAGAGCUUCUUAUCCCAAGCUGAGGACGCACUGCUGACCAAGGAGCUGUAUCCAUACUGGGUGUCCGCUCUGGACGAGGCCGACGAGAGGCAGCGAGUCAAGAAGUACUCCACUUUCAUCGAGAGUUUGCCAAAGACAAACAGGUCGACCCUGGAUGCUGUGCUCCAACAUCUGUACAGGAUUCAGCGGUGUUCCAACCUCAAUCACAUGCCCAGCGUCAAACUGGCCUCCGUCUUCUCCUCCUGCCUGUUCCAGACUCGGGGACAAACCCCACAGGAAAUCAGCGUCGUCCGUGACCUCAUCAGCAACUACAUUACACUCUUCAGUGUCAAUGAAAGCCGCGUGCAACAGAUGGAGAGAGAGAACAGCUUCAUCACCCGCUGGAACGAAAAGAAGGACACCACGUUCUCUCCAGCCGGGGACCUGAUCUUCGAGGUGUACCUGGAAAAGAAAGAGCCAGAGAACUGCUGUCUAAUCAAGGUCUCUCCCAGCAUGCGCUCCACGGAGCUCGCCGACACGGCGCUGAGGAUGAGGAACGUCACCGUCGGGGCCGACGACUUCUGGACCACGUUUGAAGUCAUCGGGAAUGGAGAGUUGGAGCGUCCGCUGCACCGCAACGAGAAGGUUCUGGAGCAGGUGCUGGAGUGGAGCGCUCUGGACUGCCCCCGAUCGGCUUUUCUCGUCAUAAAGAAGUUCACUUGGGCCAAAACGCUGUCUGUCGAGAAAGACCAACGGCAGCUGGUGAGAGGAGAACUUCUGAAGUUCAGUGACGGAUCCUCCAAACUGCUGGGGCACAAAUUCCAGGAUAAAUAUGUCGUCCUGCACGGCGACAAGCUGCUGCUCUACAGAGAUAUCAAAGGCACUAAAGCGGAGAAGGUAAUCCAACUCACCUCUGUGAAGUGUUACCUCGGCCUGAAGAGAAAGCUCAAACCUCCAUCCAGCUGGGGCUUCACGGUCUACACUGAUAAACAACAAUGGCAUUUCUGCUGCGAGACGAGGGAGGCGCAGGUCAGCUGGGUGAGCGACAUCGUCAUGGUGACGUACGGUUCUGACUUCUGUUCACGGGCGGGGAACUCAAAAGAGGGUGCACAUCUCAAGUCCAUCAAAGGGGGCGCUGUGACCGAAGGCCAGAAGAUCAACCGCAACCGCGGCAGACAGCUGACAGACGAGAGGAUUCCCCUGGUCGACGUCAAACCGAGGUUCACCCGGGACGCCCCUCCCCCCCACAGGGCCCCCACCGCAGCCCCCUGCGCCAAUCAGAAGGACUUCCUCCAGGCCCCGGAAGCCCCGCACAGGGGAACAACCCCUGCGGACGCCGGGCAGCCCCGACGGCCUCCGUCCCGCUCCCCGUCCAGACGCUCGCAGCCCGCGGCUUUGCCCCUCCCCCCUCCGAGCGGCUCCAAGACCCUCGGCAGGAAGGCCGUGGAGGGCAUGCUGCCCCCGAAUCUGCUGGGCGAACUGAACUCGGUGCUGAGCAGGAGCAGGAGCAGGAGCAGCGUCAGGGGCGACGAGUGACGGGAAGUCAGGAGGAAGAGGCGGGCCAAAAGCAUUGCAGGGUUGAGUACAGACAAAGUAAGUAUCAUUCAUAAGGGGGGGGGGGAGGCUGCUUCUGAACUCUGCUAUAAGGGAAGCCGAUGCACAAAGGGGUGUGGAUAACAGGUGCAGGAGACAUCGGAGGCCAUGCAGACCCCUGCUGGACGUGGAGCACUACAAAGAGCGAUUUAUUUGACGCUCUCGCUACUAAAGUACGACCGGCGGUCAAACCCCAGAGGUUUCCAGAGACGCUCCAAAGUGCUCGCGUCAUGCAUUUACGUCUGCAGUUACUUUGAAAAUGUUGUCUCGACCACAUGCGGAAAAAACAUUGCGAUUAUUUGAAGUUCAUCUUUAUGUAAACUUUUUUUAAAUUUUUUUUUUUACAAGCACUUUUGCAGCAGAAGCUACGAAUAGCAUUCCCUAUGUUGAGGAUUCAAAGUGACGGGGUCGCCCAUUACCGCAUAGAAUUACAAUAAUAUGAUUAAAAAAUAUUAUGCAAGAGUAGGUUUAGUGCCAUUUAGCCAUUACUGGUGGCUAAUAGGCAGGGUACGCAAUAUUAGCUGUGAGUGGUGGGCAAUCGCACAAGUAUUAUUUAUUUGUAAUUAUAUAUUUUUUGAACAGUUCCCCUCUGUAACCAUUAGUUGUAUUGCUACCUGUGUUUUUAAGCACCAAUUUAAACUGUGCACCGGCCGCCAGCAAAUGUUAUUUUAAUGCACAGUGUGAAUAUAUUCUCGUAAUAAACUUACUUUACUUGACGUUUUUGUGCAUGUUUCACCCUAAUGUUCAGUGUUUUUGUACAAUAACUAAAUAAUAAACAUGAACAUCGGACACAUGUUGCUAACAUCCCUCAGCGUUAGCUUGUUCUUGCAUGUAUAUUGUUUAAAAAAUU
Pseudoliparis swirei is the source of this 6001-nucleotide messenger RNA. RefSeq names its product ArfGAP with RhoGAP domain, ankyrin repeat and PH domain 2 (gene arap2). Gene Ontology annotation, biological process: signal transduction. The record is from RefSeq and is a predicted model, not a curated record. Bases 175 to 5094 code for a protein of 1639 amino acids. The transcript is spliced from 33 exons. NCBI's taxonomy places the organism in Eukaryota, Metazoa, Chordata, Actinopteri, Perciformes, Liparidae. Gene Ontology annotation, molecular function: GTPase activator activity; protein binding.